GGCAUGGGUGUUGACUCCCUUACUGUGUGAGGGUGGACAAGGCGACGCACUCCAACCUCUAGUGUGGGGAUGGUCAUUUUACCUCCCCAAGAUCCUCGCUGAAUUGCUUUGAAGAUGUCAUCGAAAUAUAAAGCUUCAGAAGGUGAUUGGGUCUGCAGUGAACCCAAGUGUGCUAAUGUCAACUUUGCUCGAAGAAAUACCUGCAACAGAUGUGGCAGAGAUCGUAGUGGCUCAGGAUCAGGAUCUGCAGCAGCAGCAGCAGCAGCAGAGAAGAAGCGUCAGCUGGGAAUGGAAAUUGGUAAAGCUGCAGCAGAAAAAUCUCAUGGUCUGUUUAGUGCUGAUGACUGGCAGUGUAGCAAGUGUGGAAAUGUCAACUGGGCUAGACGGCAGACUUGCAACAUGUGCAAUGCUCCAAAGUUUGGUGAUUUAGAAGAGCGUACUGGCUAUGGAGGUGGAUUUAAUGAGAGGGAGGGUGUUGAGUACAUCCAUCGUGAAGAAUCAGAUGAUGAGUUUGAUGAAUUUGGAAGGAAGAAGAAGAAAUUCAGGAAUAAAAAUCCACCUGCGCCAAAUGAAUCAAAGAAGGAUCAUGUUGUGAUGCCAGUUGCUGUUAAUGAUGAUGAGGAGGAGGAGGAUGAGGAAGAGGAUGAUGAUGGAGACCUCUCUAAGUAUGAUAUUUGGAAUGACGAUGAGGAUGAAAAUGAUGAUGAUAAAAAUGAAACGAAAGAUGAUAAGAAAAAAAAUGGUCAACCUUUGGACGACUCGCCUCAUAAAAGUGGCACGACAAUAAGAUCCCGAUCCCAGUCCCUUCGACACUCCAGGUCAAAAUCGAGAUCAAGCUCUUAUUCCCGUGGAAGGCAUAGCUCAAGGUCUUACUCGCGAUCUCUCUCAGGAUCGUCCAGAUCAUCUCGCUCUAAAUCCAGGUCAACAAGGUCUUCCUCACGGUCACCGUCAAGGUCGGGGCGCAGGAACAGCAACUCCAAAUCAAGAUCUCGGUCCCCUAAUUCAAGGAGGCGGAGAUCUAGGUCAAGGUCACGGGAUCGUUCAAGUGUGAAGAGAAGGAGAGAGUCUCACCAUUCCUGCUCCAGCUCCCGUUCCCGCUCCAGGUCGAGGUCAUAUUCGAGAGACCGGAAGUAUUCAAGAAAGUAAUGAUAAAAAUAAACUGGUAAGGUAUGAAGAGAAAACUUCAUGGAUGCUUUCACCAGGCCACAUCUUGUCACUGUUGGUAUAGUCACUGUGGAAGUGCACAUCUGAAGUAAGAUUUAUUUUUUUUUCUGGAGCUAGUUUUAUUUCGUUCUUGCUCUUAAGAAUUGAGAAGAAAAGGAAACACAGAUUUAUAUAAGUUGUAUGUGUUGAAAAAUUUUUCAUUUGUCUAAGUAAUUUUAUUGUGAGCAUUUAAUUAUCAAGAGUUUUUUCUUGGGAGCCUGAUCUGAUUUAGCGUAAUUUUCAUGAAUUAAGAAGGGAAAAGACAUGGCUCAACAUGUGACUCUUGUUGGACACAUUUUCUAAAUGCUGCUCAAGUUGAAGCAGAUAAAGAAACUUUUCACUUCAGAAAUUAGCCCCCCCAUUUUUCACCCACUGUAAAAAAUUUAUUUGUUAAGGGCAUUAAACCAAAUAGUCUCUAUUAUAUACAGGGUGUUUCAUGACUUUGUCAGCACCCCAGGAAUUUAUUUCUGAGGAAAUUUCUAGACUUUUUUUUU
Messenger RNA from Homarus americanus (American lobster), 1697 nucleotides. Its product is annotated as zinc finger Ran-binding domain-containing protein 2-like. The transcript has 9 exons. Gene Ontology annotation, molecular function: RNA binding; lipopolysaccharide binding. The record is from RefSeq and is a predicted model, not a curated record. Gene Ontology annotation, biological process: RNA processing. The coding region runs from base 115 to 1146 and encodes 343 amino acids. Lineage: Eukaryota; Metazoa; Arthropoda; Malacostraca; Decapoda; Nephropidae.